UGGGGUAUCUUGUCGUCGUCACAAAAAUGUCAUUGUGUCAGUUUGAGCGUAGCCUGUUUUGAAAAUUUGUUAAAAUUUCGCAAAGUGUUAAUACUAAAUUUCUGUUUGUAAUGUAAACAUCAAAAUCAAGUGCAGCACGCUGUUUUACAUUUGCAUUUCCCGUUUAUUCGUUUUCGUUUUGUUUUUUCCAUUUUCCAUUACUUCGUAACUUUAACAUUCCUUUUAAGAGAUAAGACGUGAGAAAAACGAUACAAAAUAUAGAAGAAUAAUGCCUUUGUUAUGGGGUAGGGAUUGCUUCCCGCGAUUUUAUCGUCGUGGUUAUCAGCCCUUGGGACAAAAUACCCUGCCCAGCAUCGGCGUAAGACAUUUUCAGUGUUUCCUCGUAUUCUGUGGCUUAUCUGUGGCGUAUGCAUUACGCGUCAACUUGUCUGUGGCUAUUGUGGCAAUGACCGAUCACAACUCAACGAAUCCAGAUUUCGCAGUUUAUGAUUGGGAUUCUAAAGAGAAAUCUCUGUUACUAAGCAGCUUUUUCUGGGGCUAUGUAGUAACUCAGAUUCCUGGCGGAUUCUUGUCUCACAAAUAUGGUGCCAAAUUCACACUCUUCACAGGGAUAUCAGUUUGCUCAUUACUCGCAUUACUGACUCCUCUGGCUGCAGAGGUUGGUAAUUCGGGGCUGGUAUUUGUUUUGAGAGUUGUUCAGGGCCUUUGCCAGGGAGUUGUUUUCCCCUCAACGCAUACAUUCCUAUCGAAAUGGGCUCCAGCUGGGGAGCGUGGACGUUUGGUUACUUAUUGUUACUCUGGAACGCAAUUUGGAACUGUUGUAAUGCUAGCUGCUAGUGGCUUCAUUGCAUCCUCCUUCCUAGGAUGGCCGAGCAUUUUUUAUGUGUCCGGCUUGGCAGGCAUUGUAUGGGCAAUAGUUUGGCUCAUUUACGCUGCAAGUAUGCCGUCCGAACACAAAACCAUAUCAGAGGAUGAGAGAAGGUACAUCGAGUCGACAUUUAAUCAGCCAAGGGACAACAGACGCACAAUCCUUCCCACACCAUGGCUCAAGAUAGCUACCUCAAUGCCAUUCAUCACCUUGCUGAUCGUCCAUUGCGGCCAAAACUGGGGUUUCUGGACUCUACUUACUGAAAUUCCAAACUACAUGAAAAAUGUACUUAAUAAAGACAUCAAAAGCAAUGCCAUGCUAUCCGCUCUGCCUUAUCUAGUCAUGUGCUUGCUUAGUUAUGUGUUCAUUUUCAUAACUGACAUCUUAAAUAAGAGAAAGUUCCUGUCGCUGUCUGUUUCAAGGAAGCUUUUCAACAGCAUCGGACACUGGGUGCCUAUGGUUGCGUUGAUUGCCUUAGGCUAUGUCACCGCAGAGCACCAAAAGCUGGCAAUUGCACUGCUUACCAUUGCUGUAGGCGUAAAUGCCGCGACUUAUUUGGGCUUCCAAGUGAAUCACAUUGAUCUAUCGCCAAACUUCGCUGGAACUUUGAUGGGAAUUACAAACUGCGCUGCCAAUGUUAUGAGCAUUUUAGCUCCACUUACAGUCGGAAUUAUUGUCACCGAAGAGACAAAUCCUUUGCAAUGGCGUUUGGUAUUCUUUAUAACAGGUGGAUUUUAUCUCGUUGGCAAUACACUAUUUUUACUUUUUGGUAAAACCGAAGUGCAGCCUUGGAAUUAUCCGAACCAAAGAGAAAGACGUUCAAGUAGUGAUCAAGACGCACUUUUGGACACAAACGGUGCUGAAAUAACAUAAUCUAUGAUCUAUGAUAACUUUUUUUCUUUUUUGUGACUAUAGAGCAUUAAAUGACUACUGGUUGUCAAUUAUUAUUUUUUUGUAUUACUUAAAAAUUUAGUAUUAAUGUUGAUAUAAUAAAAUAUUAGUAUCAUAAAUGUUUAUAUACAUAAAUAGUUAAUAAAUAUACUAACCAAAUUAUAAUUGGUUUUGUACAAUAUUUAUAAAAAAAAUACAAUAAAUGAAUUCACAAAUGUUUAUACAUAUACCAA
Eupeodes corollae is the source of this 1992-nucleotide messenger RNA. RefSeq names its product putative inorganic phosphate cotransporter (gene MFS15). Gene Ontology annotation, cellular component: plasma membrane. Gene Ontology annotation, biological process: monoatomic anion transport; transmembrane transport. The record is from RefSeq and is a predicted model, not a curated record. The transcript has 4 exons. Gene Ontology annotation, molecular function: transmembrane transporter activity. NCBI's taxonomy places the organism in Eukaryota, Metazoa, Arthropoda, Insecta, Diptera, Syrphidae. Bases 269 to 1741 code for a protein of 490 amino acids.